AUGCUCUCGACAGUCCCGACUACUAUGGGGUCGCUUGGAUCGCUGCUCUUCCCAUCGAGCGGGCCGCUGCAAAAGCGAUGCUCGACGAGGAACAUGCGCCUCCAACUGGCUUCGUUAGACACCAAACCGAUGCAAACGUUUAUACAUGGGGUCGGGUGGGUGAGCACAACAUCGUCAUCGCCUCUCUUGCCGCCGGAGUCUAUGGAACUACCUCGGCUGCGACCACGGCCUCGAGACCUGCUCGCCUCUCUGCCAUCCAUCCGUGUUGGUCUUUUGGUCGGCAUAGGCGGCGGCAUCGCCCGACCGGACGAAGAUUACGAUAUACGGCUCGGCGACGUUGUCGUGAGCCAGCCCGACGGGACCACAGGCGGCGUCUGCCAGUACGACUUGAUCAAGGCCAAGUCUGGUGACAGGCGUGAGCGCAAAGGCUUUCUCAGACCACCUCCGACCGUCCUCCUUAAUGCGCUUGCCAGCAUCCAGGCCGAUCACGAGUCGACGGACUCCAAGGUUCCCAACUUCCUUCAACAGAUGCUAAAGAAGAACCCGAAAAUGAAUAGAAGAUCCAAGCAAAGUCCUGGCUAUAUUCACCAGGGCACCGACAACGACCGGCUCUUCCAACCUUCAUGCGACCACGUCCCCGGGCCGGACUGUCGGGGCUGUAACACGGCUGACGAGGUUAAACGCGAUGCUCGAGACACCACCGACCCCGAGAUCCACUACGGGACUAUCGCAUCCGGCAACUCGCUUGUCAAAGACGCCGCCACGCGUGAUUGGAUUGUUGCCGACGUCGGCAAACUCGAUAGUGUGCAGCAGACCACAGCUGCAGCGAAACUGGCCACUGAUUCCAUCCAGGCCGACCUUCGUACCGAGAAGAUCGAGCGCUGGCUUCGACCCUCUGAUCCGUCUACAAACGCCAACCACGCGAGGGAGCUCCGCCAUGAGGGGACAGGUGCGUGGCUCUUGGAAAGUCCGGUCUUCCAAGAGUGGCACUCGGGGUCGCGUCGAUAUUUAUGGCUGCAUGGGCUCGCGGGAUGUGGAAAGACGGUUCUCAGUGCGACUGUGCUGGAUCAUCUCGCAAAGGGAAACGACCGUCGUAUCCUCAGCUUCUUCUUUGACUUUAGCGACACGGCAAAGCAGACCGUGGAUGCCAUGCUGCGGUCACUUGCUUUCCAACUCUACCGAGGCAGGGCUGGUUCUGCAGGUGUUCUUGACGCCUCAUUCCAAGCACACCAGGAUGGCCGUGACCAACUUGCAACGAAGACGCUCUCAGAUGUUCUAUUCAAGAUGCUCGCAGUCCAGAAGAAAGUCUCUAUCGUUCUGGAUGCCUUAGACGAGUCGAGAACGAGGGCCGACCUACUCCUCUGGAUUAAGGACGUAGUGUCCAGGCCAGAGCUGGGCCACGUCCAGCUGAUCUGUACCGGUCGGCCUGAAGCCGAGUUCCUGCGCGACAUCCCCUCGUUGAUAGGCGAGGGAAACAGCUUAGAACUCAACAAGCAGGCUGUCAACGCCGACAUCCGAUCAUACGUCGCAGCACAGCUUUCGCAACGACGCGAAUUUCGGGACAAGCCCUUGUCGCAGGAUCUCCUCGAGCUGAUCCAGAGUAAGGUUGGAGACGGGGCCGGCGGGAUCUUAGUGACAGUCGUUCACGCCGCCGGCAAGGAGCUACAUCUUGUCCACUUUUCUGUCAAAGAGUACCUUCUCAGAGACGAGCGGUUCAACAUUACGAUUGCUAGCAUUCCCAUUGCGAGGACGUGCUUGACUUAUCUUACGGACAUAAACGGUAACCACGAAGAGAUUAAGCGGGAUUUUCCAAUGGCAAGAUUUGCGGCGGAAGUCUGGACAUACUAUGCCACGUUCGCUCAGGCUUCGGAAAAUAUGGUUCAAACAACUGUUAGGUUCCUAGAAGAGGAAGUGACGUUUCAGCGGUGGGCUCGUUUGUAUCAGUCUGAUAGGGCCUGGGACGAUGACCCAGGUCCUCCACUAGGUUCCAGGCUCUAUUAUGCUUGCUUCGCUGGGCUCGUGACACCUGCACAAAUUCUUAUCAGCAAAGGAGCGGACGUCAACGGGCAGGGCGGCUUCUACGGCAACGCUCUCCAAGCCGCCUCAUCGAGAGGCGAGCAAGAGAUUGCCAAACUGCUCUUGGACAAGGGAGCAAACGUCAACGCGCACGGCGGCUUCUACGGCAACGCUCUCCAAGCUGCCUCAUCGGAAGGCCAUCAAGAGAUUGUCAAACUGUUUGAAAAAAGGGGCGUUGACCCAAGCCAGGACGACAACAAUGCUGCCCAGCGUGGUCGCCAUUUCUAUACCAUGCUGCAGGAUCUCCGAGAUUCCCCUUUCCGCGGCAUGGGACUGCCCAGUCGGGAGGAGAUUGACGCGGUAUUGAAGGUCCAGAAGAAAGAGGACAGCAGCGUGGCGGCGAAGAUCCAAGGCAAGCAAACGAAUCCGUCUUCUGCGCAUUCUGGCGAGCCCCACGGGAGCCCACCGUGGGCCGUUCGCGGAGGCGAAGGAUCAGCAGAUGGGGCCGGUCCGGGCGGACAGAUGCGGCUGGAACUCGGCCGUUAUGCAACACACGUCGAUGCGGCCUUGGGCCUCACAAGGCACUGGACUCUGAACAAGCUCCAGUCGAUGGCAGUCUUACUACCAGCGGCGUCCCUCGACGAGCGCGGCACGCGGCUGCAAGAAGAGGGGGGUCGGCAGCACUUCCAGUACGUCGGCGGUGAAGGCGGCACACGCAAGUCCGUUGUCAUCCACGCCAUCAAGGACAUGUUCCGGCUGAAAAGUGGCCUCCACACGCUGCUCCUAACGAGCGCCAGCGGCAACGCGGCGGCGCUGAUCGGCGGGGUGACGCUGCACUCGGCGACGAACAUUGGAUUCGAGGGCAAGAACGAGGUGGCAAGGAACGUUUCGGAAGAAGAGAAGCUGCGUUGGAAAAAUAUGGUCAUGUUGAUCGUCGACGAGAUCAGCCGGGUGGGCGGACUCACGCUCGCGGCGCUAGGCAGCCGUCUGCGGCAGUACAGGGAUGAUCAGCAUCGACCGUUUGGCGGGAUGAUCGGGAUCCCAAUGGUCAUGUUCUCUGGUGACCUCUUCCAGUUCGACCCCGCCCUGCAGACCAGCCUCCUCUUGCCAACACCUAGGGACCGCGGCGGACAGAGACCAGAGAGCACUGCAAGGCACCUAGCUGCGCAUAAGCUGUUCCUCCAGUUCACGGCCGUCGUCAUCCUCCGCGAGCAGGUCCGCGCGGCCGGCUGUCCAAGGCUGCGGGGCUUCCUCCGGCGCCUGCGCAAUGGCGAGCAGACCGAGCUGGACUUUCAGCGGCUAUGCCACCGCCUCUAUACACCGUCGUGCAAGUCCUCCUUCGUAGAUGGCCUCAGAGCCAUCACGCCCCUGAACCAAGACCGGUGGGACCUCAACAUGGCAGCCGUCGUCCAGUGGGCUCGUGCCCACGGCAAGCACAUCUCAGUCUUUGCGGCCAAGCAUGACACUGAGUCGGGGAAACGAUUGAGUACGCAAGAGCUAUGCCACGUGCUCCGCCACGGAGACGACUCGCAACUGCCGACCCUAAUUAGGUACUAA
This is a messenger RNA of Chaetomium globosum CBS 148.51, 3573 nucleotides long. RefSeq lists its product as uncharacterized. Gene Ontology annotation, biological process: telomere maintenance; nucleoside metabolic process; DNA repair. The record is from RefSeq and is a predicted model, not a curated record. NCBI's taxonomy places the organism in Eukaryota, Fungi, Ascomycota, Sordariomycetes, Sordariales, Chaetomiaceae. The transcript is spliced from 4 exons. The coding region runs from base 1 to 3573 and encodes 1190 amino acids. Gene Ontology annotation, molecular function: DNA helicase activity; protein binding.